AAUACAGGAGCUAGUGCAUUCAUUCCUGAAAUAAGGGCCAUAGGGGACGAAGUCUGAACCUGGAGCCAUGGACUGGACACAGUAAUAGCACCUUUCCUGGUCUUCUUUCCAGUGCUGUGUUCGUUUGGCAGAAGAUUGGUUUGGGAUUGUUCACAGCAACUCAGGAGGAUCUGAGCCCAGGAAGAUGGCAGAUCUCAUUGGCUCCAGGGAUAACAUUUAUUACAGUGCAAGUGAGUCCAGCUUCAAUGGAGCUAGCAGCAUGACUCGGCCAAGUGGCAAGGCUAUUUACCGCCAGCGGAAGGAGUACAUUGAAUCUGUGAUAAACAAGCAACACGAAUUUCAUCACCGGGUGGAGCACCUUCUUACUAGACACAUGGAUGGCAAGGAUAUUUGCAAUGUAGAGAAUUGUAUUGAACAGCUGAAAAUGAUGAAUGCAGAGGGCCAGGUGUGGGGACAAGAUAUGUUUCUGCAGGUGAAGAAUCAGAAUUUGCUGCUGACUGACAUUGAGGCAGAGGAGGAGCUGGAUUCUUACCCUCUGGAAUGCAUCCAGGAAUGUGUCUGUGUCCUUGACAGCUGCAUCUAUAAUUCCAUUUUGGCUAUCAUUGUGAAAGAAGUGAAAUUACAAAGGACCAGUGUCAUGCUUUUUCAGUGUGAGCAGAUUGGGGCACAGCUGAUGAAAACCAAACUGGAGAAGGCAAUUGAGGAAUGGAGAGGUGAACGGCAGAAUCAACACUUGCUCAGGAACGAUCUGGAGAACAUGCUGCAUCGACACAGGCAGGCAUCCUUUAAUGACAACCCCCACAAAGACAGAAGAGUAACAUCCCUGAUGGAACUGGAUCAUGCUACUUCUCCAUCCAGAAUACCUGGGAAGAGGCAGGAGCAGCAUCCUUGGGAAGUCAGCUCAGUUCCCAUGGGCAACAAAAGAGAAGCUGAACAGCAGCAGCGGGAUGAGCUUCUAUGGGAUGAUUCCAGGUUUCAAACAACACAGGACACAGGCAGAGCUACUGAGAUCUUGAACCAUAUACUGAGUGACAUUGAGAUCUUUGUAGGCAAGCUGCAGCAGACCAGUGACACACUCAAUGACAACAAGAAAAAAAAGAAGCCAAAGAAAAAGAAAAAUCAGGAGUCACUGCCUCCGGAGCUGGAGUUCAAAGAAUGUUUCCAGAAGAUUAAAUACAGCUUCAGUUUGCUGGCAAUGCUUGAACAUAUACUGCAACAACCAAGUGCUCAGGAUCUGAUUCAUCUCAUCUUUUCCACUUUGUCCACUAUUUUAUCCAAUUGUCCAUGGACCAAACUGGCCCCUACAGUAGACUCACCUUUGCUGACUCCAGCAGCUGUUAGCCUGCUCAAGUGUUCCUUGAAUUCAGAUGAACAGGCAACAUGGAAGAGCUUGGGAGAUGCAUGGAGUCUCACUAGGUCAGAAUACCCAAAUGGAGAAUCUAUCCCACCAUACAUCCCUAUAUUCUCAGAUGGAUGGGUGCCUCCUACACCCAUUGAAAGGAAGGAUUCAGUUCAUCUCAAUAAGGCCCACAAUAGAAACCAGAAUACUUUUCCAGACAGGGCAUCUUAUUCCCCCCAGCUCAUGCAAGCCACAUUUGACUUCCAUGCAAGAAACCCCAAAGAGCUAACUGUCAUGAAGGAAGAUCUGCUAGAGGUUUUGGGUCAACAAAAAAAAUGGUGGUUUGCUAGAAAUUCUGCAGGAGAGACUGGCUACAUUCCUAACAACAUCCUGGAGCCCAUGGAACAGAAGGCUCCCAGGGGGAACAGCAUGGAGCAAGACCUGAAGAGCAUUCCUGAUCUUCGGCCAACUUCCAGUCCAGCAGAGGUCACAGCCUGGCUCAAAUCAAAAGGUUUUUCCAACAUGACUGUUAAAUCUCUUGGUGUCCUGAAAGGAAGCCAGCUUCUAUCAAUGACCCAAAAAGAUUUAACCACAGUCUGCCCAGAAGAAGGCAAGAGAAUUUUUUUCAAGCUUUCAGCAGUUAAAUUAACACUAGAGUAACAUUCCCAUGAAUAGCCUUAUGCAACUUUCUUCAGGCACUUCCAGUGUUCCUUCCAAGAGAUCAUCAUGACAACAAUUAUCAAUUAUCUUCUUCCUAAAUCCCACUGCUUCUCCAAAACACUUGUGCACAUGUAUCCCCCUUUCCCAAACGAAGAUUUCAGAAGAAAAAUUUCUAGCAUGUACAGAAGUUUAGGACAGUUUGGAGUUCAGGGUCCUAACCUGAAUGUUAAUGUAGUCUUCAGAAAUAUGCACUUUGGGGUAAUAUAAUCUUGCAAUACUCUGGGCAGCUUUCUAGUUAAAACCUACAUGUCAUCCUUCUCAUAGGUAGGCUGAAGUCAGGUAGCUUUCUGCUUUAGCUGACACUUGUUUAUGUGCCUGCUAGUGAGAGGCUCUGGAAAUAUCCUAGGGGAAUUCAAUCCCCUCCAUCAGUCUUAUAAGGCUGUAGGGGUUUGGAGUCAUAUGCCAUCUCUCAUCUCUUUCCACACCUAGGAUUUCUCAUACAAAUUAUCUGACUUUUCUCACUAAACAUGCACCAGACAGAACCCUAGUGCAUAUAGCCCUGCCAUCUCUCUUCACCCACUAUCUGAUGGGACUUGAAGGUCUCUGGGCAGGAAUUGCCUCACUUCUGCCUUUGCGUAGCUCCUACCAUGUUAUGGAGGCUAAAGAGCAUGCAGAAUAUGGAAUUUAUAGGCUGUUUCAUAUGGAACAUGGAGCUUCCUUAUUUGUAAGGAUACUGAAUUAUCAAUGGAACAUUACAAUGACUUAACUGAUCAAUAUUCAGUUGGUCAAGCAACAAACUCUAGCUAUUUCAUGCUAGUUUAUGUUGCCUAGUAAAGGGCCAUUCUUUUAUGGAUACAAAUAUUGCAUUUCUAAUGGCUGUGUAAGACAGGAAAUCAUCAGAUUAAGCUGUUUCUAGCAUUGCAUCUCCGUUUGCUCCCUUCCUUCUUUUUGUGCAGCUGCAAGAGGCACAGAGUCUGUCCAGAAAAGCAAUUUUACUAGCCAAGACACUGAGGGCAGCUGCACUCAGAUUGCACAUCUGCCUCAGACACUAUUCUCCUCACUUCCUUUAGUCACCAAUGUCCAAAGGGCAAGCCCCUCUUCUACCUAAUUUUCACUGCUUAAAUCAAUCUCAUAGUUUUCCCAUCAUUCCUGCCUUAACUAGCAGCAGCCCCACAACCUUUGCCGCACCCAUUUCCAAGGCAACUAUCUACUGCUGGCUUGCAGGUACUUUCCUUUUCCUCCCUACCUUAACUAAAUACUUGAAUAUUAAAUCUUGUUUAGCUCAGAAUCAAGCAGUUCCUCCCUUGCUCAUUUACGGGCUAGUUAACAGCUAGCUGUGCAUUUCCUGCAUUGUGCAGGGGUUGGACUAGAUGUCCCUUCCAGCUCUAUGUUUCUAUGUUUGAAUAGUUACUAGCAUUUGAAAAUUAGUUGCUUGCUUCCAUGGGUUCUCAGAUAUAGGAGACUGUUUGAGAUACACCCCAGUACUGACACUUUUUAAAAUACAGGCACAUUCAAGAAGCCCAGCUAAUUGUCUCCUUCAUCCUUGCAAACUGAAUAUGCCCCUUUUCUUAGCUCCCCUUUGAGAGUCUCAUGCACAAUAUCUACAGUGGAAGUUCAUCUAUGCAGUCAAAACUCGAUCCAACACCAAAUUCUUUGCCUCUGCAGUGAGGGAACCCUGUAUAGAAAGGAGGCGUGGCAUAGGCAUUCCCAAGAAUCCUUCAGAUCCCAGAAAUAUAAAGACAAGGAUGACAAAAAGUGCCUUGGACAGACAAAGCCAGUCUUCGAGCCAUCAGCCCAAUCUAAAACCACCAUUCGGUCCUCAUAAAUUUUUCUUCUACGAAUUUAACCUUUGGGAGGAAAUUAACAGUUCUGUACUGGGGCAGCACAGGCUACCUAUGUGCAACACUGAUUGGCUGGUGGCCUUAUAUGAUGUCUCUAAGAAACAUCUUCCCCUAAUCCACAGAAUACAUUUACACUUACAACAAAUGAAAGAGAAAAUGUGCAUGCAGUAUUUUAAAGAACCCCAAAAGGGCAAGAUUCAGCAUUCAUUUCACUUAGAUGCAUGUAUGUGAACCAACUUGCAAAGGAAGGAGAAAGUGAAUUUUUUUAUUCUUAGAAUCCCAAUUCCAUGGUUAUUCUACACUCACCUGGAAUACCUACACAUUGCAGAGGCAACACGCUCAGCAAAUUAAUAUAAGGGGAUGUAUGAAAGGACACUGGAAGAAGACUUAAAUGUAAACAGGAAGCCAAUAGUAAAUCAGUGUAACAGGAAAUCUAUAUAAAAUUACUCCUUGCAUUUGGCAACAAGUAUUUAAAUGAAUUAAGAAAAGGUUCAAAAUUGCAUCUCCAUUUGGUCUAGAAAUUAUCUGUUUGUAUAUGUAGAUUAAGCUAAAAAAAUAUAAAUACAUUCUCCUAUAUGGGCUAUGGAGUAAGUAGCAGCAAAAAUGUUCGUUGUAGUCCACUAGAAACAAACUCAAUCACCCCCUAUAUAUUUGUAACUUGUAAAAACAUGGGGUAAGGCUAAUAGUGUUAUGUAUAUAUUAACAGAAGGGGGGGGGAGUAUUUUGAUGAAUAUGAAUGUAAUGAGAAAAUAGGAGUGAAUUUUAAGUUUUCCAGAAAUAUUCCAUACUACCUUAAUUUUAUCGCUGAAUUGUGUAUGUAAACAUUUUUGUAUUCAGAAAAAUAUAACACUGAAUGUUA
Molecule: messenger RNA, 4699 nt
Organism: Eublepharis macularius
Lineage: Eukaryota; Metazoa; Chordata; Lepidosauria; Squamata; Eublepharidae
Gene: EPS8L3
Product: EPS8 like 3
Exons: 21
Coding region: 185-1999 (604 amino acids)
Biological process (GO): positive regulation of ruffle assembly; regulation of Rho protein signal transduction; Rho protein signal transduction
Cellular component (GO): plasma membrane; vesicle; ruffle membrane
Molecular function (GO): actin binding
Source: RefSeq, a predicted model, not a curated record